Messenger RNA from Chlorocebus sabaeus (green monkey), 3282 nucleotides. NCBI's taxonomy places the organism in Eukaryota, Metazoa, Chordata, Mammalia, Primates, Cercopithecidae. The record is from RefSeq and is a predicted model, not a curated record.
AUGGCUCAAAGUGAUACAGAGAGACGCUUUGCAUGUUCUAGCAAAGGGUACCCUCAAGAGACUGAAAUAAUCAAGUUAUUUCUUUUCUCAGGAAACUUGAAAAUCCAGUGUUUCUUCCAAACUGAAAAUGAAAUUGCAUCACAAGGAAUGCUAAGUGUGUUCACAUCAGGAGGACUGGCUCCCAGCUUGGGAAUCAUUAAUAGUACAUAUAAUGGCAUCUUCCACUUUAAAUUAACGUUGUUCAGUGAUCGGAUUUUCUGGUUGGUUGAUAUUCCUAGAGAAAACAUCACACAAAACACAGAUAUUGCAGCUGUAGAAGAAUGGUUGGUAAGGAUCACUUUACAUCAUGGACUAAAUAUUUAUGCUACUGAAGGAACUCUAUUGGAUCGUAUUCGAGAACCGAUUCUUCAGUGGGCUCCUGGGGUUGAGAUUCCAGAAAGUGAGAUGGGUAAAAUAUAUCCACAUGUGGUAGAUCUCAAAGUGACAAAAUGCCCCUGCGCCAACGACGUGGCAUUACUAGGCUUCGUUAUGGAUGCACUACUUGAUGGUGUUUACGUAGGCGUAACCUUUUGUGGAUUCUGGCAUUAUUCUGAUACCACAUGGUUUAACAUGACAGAGGCUAUCUAUUCCCUACUUGAAGGAGAACAUGAAGACCUUUCAUUGGUGGAUAUGGUUUUAACAAAUCAUUUUUUAGUCGUCCUCACCUCUUUGGGCCUUUUUAUAAGUGAAGAUCUUCGUUAUCCAUCACGCCACAUUCUAUCGUUUUCCAGAGCAGACUUUUGUGGUUUUGAAAGGGUUGACUAUGUGAAAGGAAAAUUGUGGUAUAAUGAAAGAUGUUUUGCUAACAGAGAGCACUUUGAAGUUGAUUAUGUUACAGUCACCUUUGAGAGAAACAGAACCCUAAGUGAGUCAAGCUCUUGUUUUUAUAGUCAGGAACCACUUCUUGAAUGGGUACCCUGCUUACCUUACGUUUUUAAAGGAAUGAAAAGUAUUCCAAGAGUGCUAACAUUUCUUGUUGACCAAGAGCAUGGUACGGGAGUUUUCCUCUUCCAUAACAAGGUUAAGAAAACUGCCGUUGUCUCUGUGAGCAUCCUGAGAAAUAAUGAACCAAGUGCACAAGCAAAAUUUCCAAUUUUUCGGUUUCCUCCAUCAUUCUCUUCUCCCGUUGGAAUGGUAUUCCAUCCCCGAAGCCACUUUUUGUAUGUUUAUGGCAAUCAGAUAUGGCUUUCAGUCGAUGGCGGCAGCACCUUUCAAUUAGUAGCUGACUUUCAUGAUGAUAUCAUAAAGAAGACUUUUCAUAGUUUUUAUACAUCAGCUAUUACUUUUGUUUCUCAACGUGGAAAGGUUUACUUGACAAAGGCAGGAAUGGGAAGACACGGUGCAGUUGGAACUGUUACUGAGAGAAUUUUCACAUUAUUCUAUGAUCACUUGGGAUUCCUACAUAAGCUGACUCCGGGUCGCUUUGAAGCUAGUGGACCACCCACAGCCUUUGGGAAUUCUAGAAAUCUUUUUGGACAGCCUCCAGAUAUGGGCUUUGAGACUGCGCUUGCCCCACAGCACACCUCUUUAGAUGAAAUUAUCUUUUUUGCAUACGUACCCGAGAACGAACCACAGGAAAUGAUCUACAGCAAGAAGUUCAACAAUAUACACUACGGAAAAGUGAUACACUCUGGGAAAACUGGAAGAGCUCACAUAAGAAAGGUAUUGCAACAUACUAUUCCUAAAGGAUUUUUGUCCUCAGUUAUUGCAGAAAUGAAAGAGCCUUUUGGAUUAGAAGAAGUGAAUGAGAGUUCUUGUUUGUCUAGUUCCCUUUUGAUUAAUAAAGCUGGAAAUGUCUAUAAACUCACUCUUGAUUCACAAGUUGUUCAGGCCUUGUUCGAAAAUACAGAUAUAGAGAAGACUGUAGUGCUUCCUGGGUACAGCAGCUUCCUCAUCACAAGCAUUUUAGAUAAUAAGAAUGCAUUAGCCAUUGCUACCAUGCCUGAAAAUGCACCCAACAAUAUGACCUUUCUAAAGAACACAUGGUUCUUAUACAACUUUGGGCAAAGGAAUGGACGAACAUGGAAAAUAUAUUCAAAACCAUGUAAUUAUUGGUUUCAACAUGAUGAUUCACCAUCCCUCAACAUUGUGAAAUACAUUGAUCUGGGAAACUCUCAUGUUUUCAAAGUUAAGGUCAUACGGAAUUCAAAAGGUUUUCGAAUGCUUGAAAUACCACUACUGACUGUGUUUGUUGGAAACCCUAAUUUGUUGGAAGUUAAAGCUGAAGCCGCUUUUGAUGAUACUGACAGUUAUCUAAUAUCAAUUUCUGCAGCUAGCAAAGUUUUACAUCAGGGUUCAACUUCAAUGGCAUUUAUUAUGUGGUCAGCCUCUGUUGAGUGCUUUGUUACGACCAUGGUGCCAACACUGAAAAGCAGCUGUAGUUAUCUCAGAUCUAUGCAUCACAUUCCUAGCAAAUUUAUCCCAUCUGAAGACUGGAUUAGUGGAGUUCAUAAAGAUAGUCAAGGUUUUAACCUCAUCAAAACUUUGCCGAUAAACUACAGGCCUCCAUCUAACAUGGGAAUUGCUAUUCCACUCACAGAUAAUUUUUAUCAUGCAGAUCCUAGCAAACCCAUACCAAGAAACCUGUUUCACUUGUCAAAGAAAACUGGUAAAUUCAAACAGUGUGCUAAUGUUUCCACUCGGGAGGAGUGUAACUGCACAAAGGAUCAGAAGUUUUCACAUGCUGUUGCUUUCUCAGAUUGCAGGGAAAAAGUUCCUCGCUUUAAGUUUCCAAUUACACAAUAUCCAGUUUCUUUGGAAAUUAUCAACGAGGAUGGACGUGUCCCAUUGGAAUCUCCAUAUCUGGUUACUGUGACUGAAGUGAACAUGAGGCAAAACUGGAAACUGAAACACACUGUGCCAGAAAAGAUUAAAAAAAUGAAAAAAUUUGUAGAACCAAUUGUUGGUGCUGCAGUGUAUAAUCCUUCAGGUCUCAACUUAAGCAUAAAGGGCUCUGAACUUUUCCACUUUAGAGUGACCGUCAUUUCAGGAGUCACUUUUUGUAACUUAAUUGAAGAAUUUCAGAUUUAUGUUGAUGAGGCACCACUGCCAUUCCCAGGACACACGCUUAUUGCCGUGGCAACAGCAGUAGUGCUAGGGGGAUUAAUUUUUAUGGCAUUUAUGUUUCAACUGCAUGGCAUCCAUCCGUGGAAGACAUUCCAAAACUGGAUUAGAAGAAAACAAGCGAAGUUUUCAAGUAUCACUCUCAGUGAGCUGAUUCAUAGAUGAAAGUCUGAAGAGUGA